AUGGAUGAACCCCUGGACCCCGCUAUGGAGUCAUCCGCCCCCAAAAAACGAACACGAGUGCAAUUUUCGUGCACCGCGUGCAGAUAUCGCAAAUUAAAAUGCUGCCGCAACUAUCCAUGUGGUAAUUGCAAGAAGCGAGGUGAGGCAGCAUCGUGUACGUAUGUCGGUCGUGGGCCUCGAGGCAAGGCUCAGCAUGGGCGCUCCAGUCCGACUCUGGUCCAGGACCGCUUACACCACCUUGAAAAUCUGGUGAUGUCCCUUGCACAGAAGCAGAGGCCUAAUGGAGAGACCUAUCCCGCGAUUCAACCGCAGAACAGGCUCGCUUAUGCGACGCCUUCGCCAUGUGAUUCUGACCGGGAUUCUGCGUUGACCCCUGUUGAUACGGGUACGCUGGUGGUGAAGGAUGAGGGAACGAGUUAUAUUGACAGUGCAAACUGGCGCGCUAUCUUGGAAGAGAUUGAUGGUGUGAAGGAAUAUCUGGACGCUAACGGAGAAGUUUCCGACGAGGAAGACAUUGUUGAGACUGACCCGUAUGAUGAAUCGUCGCCAAUUCUGCUUCUUGGAGGUGGCAGUUCAGUGAGCAAAGAAGAGAUGCUUAUGGAUAUCCCUCCUCGGUCAAUAGCCGAUCGCCUGGUCUCUCGCUUUCUCAAGACGUCUGAGCCUUCACGAGUUACAAUACAUGUUCCUACGUUCCAAAAAGAGUAUGAGGAGUUCUGGGUUCGCCCGGCAGACAAAUCGUUUACCUGGCUAUCUCUCCUAUAUUCGAUCAUGGCUUUGUCUGUCUCUAUAUACCAUCGAAGUGCUGAGCCAUUGCCGCUCAGCAUGAGGGCUCCGAUCACUUCAUGGGCCAUAUUCCGGAAAAGAUCUUCACAGUGUCUUAUCCGAGCAAACUAUUUGACCCCAGGUCGAUACAAAGGAGAAGCACUCUUCCUUUAUUCACUCACCGAGUUUUAUCGGAACCAAGAUGCGCAAAUUGGAGUAUCCUACCUACUCGGGAUUACCAUUCGCCUGACUAUGCGUAUGGGUUACCAUCGUGAUCCGCGUCAUUACCCAAUGCUGUCGGCCUUGGAAGGGGAAAUGCGGCGACGUCUCUGGGCCUUGCUCGUUCAACUCGACACGCUGAUCUCGUUCCAAGCCGGUGUACCUCGAACAAUCCAGCCCUGGCAAUAUGACACCGAGCUGCCUGGUAAUCUGUUGGAUACCGACUUCGACGAGGAUUCCACUCAAUUGCCACCCGAGAGGCCAAAGGAUGAACGGACAGAUUGUUCGUAUACAAAAGCCAAGUCUCACAUCAUGAAAGUCUUCGGCCACAUAACAGACCUAGCAUUCUCUAGGGAGCACACAUCAUACGACGAGAUCUUGGAAAUUGACCGUCGUUUGGAGGCCGCACAUGAUCUGGUCCCUUCGUUCUUGCGAAUUCGACCCAUGACGCAGUGUAUCGCAGACCCAGCAGAACUUAUCAUGCGACGUUUCACUUUGGAACUUCUGUAUCAGAAAGCACGUAUGGUACUACAUCGCCGGUAUAUCGCUGAGACCAAUACCAAGUUUGCAUACUCACGAUCAGUUUGCCUGGCCGCAGCCCGCGAAGCACUUCAAUACCACACAGAUAUCUGGGUCGAGUCCAUGCCAGGUGGUCAAUUAUAUGCGGAAAGAUUCUUCCUCAACUCCCUUCAAAACUCGGACUUUUUGCUAUCAGCGAUGAUCCUCUGCCUCGAGCUCUCCCAGGAUGCCGAUCGUGGCGAGUCUGCACGCCUUACGACCCAAGAACGCGCAGACUUCUUACUUCUCUUGGAAACUACACAUCGCAUUUUCAUGGAAGCUCGACACCGCUCGGUGGAUACGCAACGAGCAGUGACUGCCCUGACUAUCAUGCUCAAGCGGGUCAAGGCCGGUAACAUCCAAUAUCCGAACUCGAGUGCUGGACAAUCAGCAUCCAUGAGUGAUGACAUUCCACUUCAACCGACUAGCCAAGCAGUCCCCGAUCAGCCACCAUACACGAUGUACACUCCCUAUGUUGGUGAGGUGCAGCCCACAGUACCUGACCCUGACCCCAGCCAGGCGCCAUCAUACAAUUCCCUGGAGGUCAUUGAAGAUAUGCUUGAUGUACCUGCUCAACUUGACUGGCAUCUGUACGACAGUCGCAUCUCAGGGGUCGGAAUGGCCAACAACAACGCCUGGUAUACCGAUGGCCCAGCGACUCCGGCAUAUGGAUUUGGCCUGUACCCUCCUGGUGUAUCUUCCAAGGGAUCAAUAGGGUUGCAAUGA
Molecule: messenger RNA, 2265 nt
Organism: Penicillium bovifimosum
Lineage: Eukaryota; Fungi; Ascomycota; Eurotiomycetes; Eurotiales; Aspergillaceae
Product: putative C6 transcription factor
Exons: 6
Coding region: 1-2265 (754 amino acids)
Biological process (GO): regulation of DNA-templated transcription; DNA-templated transcription
Cellular component (GO): nucleus
Molecular function (GO): DNA binding; DNA-binding transcription factor activity, RNA polymerase II-specific; zinc ion binding
Source: RefSeq, a predicted model, not a curated record